Jaculus jaculus (lesser Egyptian jerboa) is the source of this 1820-nucleotide messenger RNA. RefSeq names its product epithelial membrane protein 1 (gene Emp1). Lineage: Eukaryota; Metazoa; Chordata; Mammalia; Rodentia; Dipodidae. The record is from RefSeq and is a predicted model, not a curated record. Gene Ontology annotation, cellular component: plasma membrane. Bases 176 to 664 code for a protein of 162 amino acids. The transcript is spliced from 5 exons.
CAGGGAAAAGAAACCGCCCAUCACACACCCCGAGGAAUCUUAUAACCUCGGGAGGCAGGUCCUACCUCACUGUGGUCACACACCUCCAGAGGAACGGACAGAGCAGCCACAGCUCCUGCACUCCGCAUCUGUCUCAGCCGCUGGACCGUCCAGAACUCUUCAUCCGAAAGACAAGAUGUUGGUGCUGCUCGCUAGUAUCUUUGUGGUCCACACCGCCACUGACAUCAUGCUGUUUGUGUCUACCAUUUCCAAUGUCUGGGUGGUAUCAGAUUACGCAGACUCGUCUGUGGGUCUCUGGAGAAACUGUACCAAUGGGGACUGCAGUAGCUCCCUGUCCUACGGGGGUCAAGACGCCCUCAAGGCGGUGCAGGCCUUCAUGAUCCUGUCCAUCAUCUUCUCCGUGAUCUCGCUCGUGGUCUUCGUGUUCCAGCUCUUCACCAUGGAAAAGGGGAACAGGUUCUUCCUCUCGGGGGCCACCAUGCUGGUGUGCUGGCUGUGCAUCCUGGUCGGCGUGUCCAUCUACACUCACCACUACGCCAACAGCAACGAGAACUUUUACAACGGCAGCAGCAGCCACCACGGCUACUGCUUCAUCCUGACCUGGAUCUGUUUUUGCUUCAGCUUUAUCAUUGGCAUCCUCUACCUGGUCCUGAGAAAGAAAUAAGGCCCCCCCAAAAAAAGAAGUGUAGGGGCUUGUGGGGGGGAGGAGGACAGCCGUUUAACCUGGGAGGGAGGUGGAAGUCAUUGGGUAGGCAAAACCAAGAAGGGGGAGGGGGGAGGGGAAGGGAGAGACGUGGUGGGAGAGUUCCAAACUCCAGCGAUUCCUGCAAGGGCCAGGGGGCGCCUCCGUCCAGCGCCUGCCCUUGAAAGAAGCCUGGAGAUGUGGCCUCCUGCUGUCCCCAGUCACACAUCACACGUUGCCUGGAACAUCAUCAGGUGACAUGCCACUGGCUAUGGGGUCACACACUGAGGUCCGGAAGGCAUCUGGCACCAAGUUCCAAUAGCGGUACAAGUUCCGGCAAGAGCAGAUUAACUGUUUGCGCAUCAACCAUACAGAGAGGGCCUGCAAGCCAUCCGAUCCGAUCCUUCUGACCCAAAGCAUAAACAUCACAUUGGAUCCCAAGUACCGUAAGGAGGGUUUUGGCCAGGGAGUCACUGUCUCUAUUUGGUGACUUUUCUUUCUUUUUUUUUUUUUUUUUUUGACAAAAGAAGAGGAAGAGAGAUGGUUUGUAAGGUCAAGUCUGAGGCUUGGCUAAACCAAGAAAGAACUUUUCACCACACAGGGCCUGGGAGAAUGAGUAGAGCCAGGGCCAGACCUCACGCAGCACAUGGAGGCAUCUUGCCGUGGACUUUGCUAGAUUGUUCCUUAGAAACCAAGUCCACUCUUCUGGCGUUUAUCUCCAGAGCCAUUGACAAUCAAUUCAGUAGUGAAGGCACCAUAUGAAUCGUGGGGUCAAAAGUCACUAUCCUUGCAGUGCCAUAGUAUAGGGCUUUAGGACUCCCCUCAAUGUACAGUGUAACAGGAGAAAGAUGGACAUGACCCCUUGUGGCACAAUCUUCUUUCUCUGAAUUACAAGCUUUCCAGGAAUUUCUGUCUAAUGAUUAGUGGGGACCAGAGCACCUUCGCUCAAUGGUCCCUGUAGCCUUGACCUUCCCAGGAGAGAUCCUUAGCCACCCUGUGCAAAGUGCCCAAAUACACAAGUGUAAACCAAAGAACAUGUCCUUGGGAGAAAGGUGCUACAUGACAGCGAAGUAUUAGGCACACCGUAUUCGAGUCAUGACCAGAACAGAAUGCCUGCUUCCAGGAGAAUUGAAAAAAA